Messenger RNA from Marmota monax (woodchuck), 4111 nucleotides. RefSeq names its product contactin-associated protein-like 4. The annotation marks the transcript as partial. The record is from RefSeq and is a predicted model, not a curated record. The transcript has 7 exons. NCBI's taxonomy places the organism in Eukaryota, Metazoa, Chordata, Mammalia, Rodentia, Sciuridae.
AUUCAUUUUGGAAUUCAGCUUCAUUCAAUACUGAGACUUCGUAUCUUCAUUUCCCUACAUUCCGUGGAGAGCUCAGUGCUGAUGUGUCUUUCUUUUUUAAGACAACAGCUUCUUCUGGGGUGUUUGUAGAGAACCUGGGUAUCACAGACUUUAUCAGACUAGAACUGCGCGCUCCCACAGAAGUGACCUUUUCCUUUGAUGUGGGGAAUGGUCCUUGUGAAGUCACAGUACAGUCACCCACUCCCUUUAAUGACAACCGAUGGCAUCACGUGAAGGCAGAAAGAAAUGUUAAAGAAGCAUCUCUCCAAGUGGAUCAGCUCCCUCAAAAGUUUCAACCUGCCCCCACUGGUGGGCACCUCCUCUUGCAGCUCAACAGCCAGCUCUUCAUUGGUGGAACGGCCAGCAGGCAGAGGGGCUUUCUGGGGUGCAUUCGGUUUCUGCAGUUGAACGGGAUGGCUCUGGACCUGGAGGGAAGAGCCAAGGUGACUCCAGGAGUGGAGGCAGGGUGUGCAGGACACUGCAGCAGCUAUGCACACUUGUGUCACAAUGGGGGCAUAUGUCAAGAACGGCACAGAGGAGUGGCUUGCGACUGUACAUCCUCUGCCUAUGAGGGCCCAUUCUGCUCACAUGAGAUUUCUGCCUAUUUUGGAGCUGGUUCCUCCAUAAUCUACAGUUUUCAAGAGCAUCACAAUUACACCUUCAAUGGGAACUCCAGCUCCUUAGCAGCUUUAUUUCAUGAGGAGCUAACACUAACCAGGGAAAUAGUCACCUUGAGCUUCCGAACCACGGGGACUCCCAGCCUGCUGCUGUUUGUAGGCUCUGUCUAUGAGGAGUACCUUUCAGUUAUCCUUGCCUCCAAUGGAAGUUUGCAGAUCAGGUAUAAGCUAGACAGACACAGAGAGCCAGAUGUUUUUAACUUUGAUUUUAAAAACCUGGCUGAUGGGCAACUUCACAAUGUGAAGAUUAACAGAGAAGCUGCAGUGGUCUUUGUAGAGGUUAACCAGAAUGCAAGGAGAAGAGCCACUCUGUCAUCAGGGAUGGAAUUCAAUGCUGUCAUAUCUCUUGUGUUGGGGAUGAUUUUAGGUGUGGUAGCAGUGGUGAUAUUUAUCUUGCUCUGCGUCACUGCCAUAGCUAUACGCAUUUAUCAACAGAGAUGGUUAUAUCAAAAGAAUGAGUCAGAUAUCUCAAAAGCUGGAGACAAUGCUGAGAUUGCUCUGAAAAGUGAACUCAACAUGCAAAAUACUGUCAGUGAAAGUCAGAAGGAGUACUUCUUCUGAUCAGUAGCUGUGGUUUACUUAUACUGUAACAAUAUGACUUACUUUCUAAGCCUAAAGCUCUCAUAGGUGAAAACCCAGCCCUGGCCCUCAAGGUCUGGGCAGUGGGCAUGCACCACUACCAACACUCCCACCCCAGCUUCAGCCAAGGUGCCAGGAAUCUCUGCUCAGGGCCCCUCCAUGAUCUGUUUGUGUAGCAGUGACUUAAGUGCAGUCAUUAAUCACUGUGUGGCCCUUUCUGACUGUUCUGACCUGUUCUUCUAAAACUAAAAUGUUAUUUGCCUAAUGAUUUUAGGUUUUAAAUGCAAACAACAAUUUGAACUAUAGUCCUACUCUCUUAAAAAUGUGACAUGGAAAUUUAUAAAAGUCAAAGUUGGACUCUGGUGUUUGUGUUAUGCAGAAAUCUGUCCUGUCCUUUUAUUGAUCACCAGCUGACAUUUGUAAAAAAGGAAAUGCUUCUCAGAUGGUCUGAGCAGGGUUUCCAUCUUCCUGUGAAUGAGAGCUAAGUAGCUAAAAAUGCAUUAGAUACCUAGAGGGAAAAAAAGAAAAACAAAUAACCUUUUUGGUCUAAUGAUUUUUACAUUUUAAUGAUAAAAUAAUGUUUGGUGUCAGUUCUGAAAUUUUAUUAUUGAAUUCAGUUAUGGGAAAGAAAACUAAUAGGUAGCAAAAUAUGUAGAGGAUUUUGAUAUACAAUAAUUUGUUUCUUUGCAAUUUGUAAUUAUAGUCUUUGUAGAAUGAAAUGAUUACCUGGUGAUCUCACAAAAAUGUGUAUUUUCUAACUAAACUUAGCUGAGAUAUAGACACUAUAUUAACACUACAAGUGAAUCUGACCAAAACAUAAUCCUAAAUUUGAUUCCCUCAAGUAUGGGGUGAUCAGGUCAAUUUUUCUUGACAGUCCUGUGAUCCUCUUUUCCUGAAAGUUAUCACAAUUCUUUGGUACCAUCCAACAUUCUUUUUGUUCAUUAAGGCAAAAGUCAUAUUUCAAACUGAAGCUCUACAGCCCCCUUUCUAGAUUUUGAACUGAUUUAGGCAAAAUUCUCCCUUCCUCGAGUUAUUUGUCUCAUCUUGUUACUGUUUGAAAUAUCCUCAGAAUGAUGCUUAUUUAUGUUAACGGAAGAUUUUCUGAACUAUAUCUGUCAUUCUAGUCAAGAUUCUAGUUUCCAUUAGAGCACCCAAAAUUAAAGUUUAUUUUAUAUUAGGAUACAUUUGCAUACUAGAAAAGCAAGACAUUCACAUGUCUAUGAAAAUUGUUCUAGUCAAUACUUUUGUCGUUAAUAACCACCUGGAGAGCCACCAUGUGUGUUCAAUAGCCAUUUAUAAUAAGAAGGUGCUACAUUCUCCAUUUAUCAACUGCCAUGUGCCUGACAGGUGUUAAUAAGAUGGCUUAUCCAAAACAGGACAAUUGGCUAUAUAAAUUUAGCCAUGGUACUACUAAUUUACUGUGUUCGUUUUUAAAAAUGGAAAAGAUUCCCUGUAUAUUAUCUUUUUUGCAAAAACCUGUCUUUUCUUAUGGUUUCAUUAAUAUGAAAUAUUUAUUUGAGUUGUAACCAAUUUAGUACAACAUGUGUUCACUGGCUCAGUUUCUAUGUGUCAGGGGCAAGGCGUGAGUUCACUGGGUCUUCUAUAAAGCUGCAGUCAAGCAUCAGCCAGGGCUGCAUUCUCAUAUGGAGACUCAGCUAGGGAAGGAUCUGCCCCUCUGCUGUCAUGAUUGGAAGCAUCCAGUUCUUUAUUGUUGUAAAAUUCAUGUUUUCUUGCUUCUUCAAAGUGGUAUAGGAGACACACUCUAGAGCAGUCCUGCUAGUGAAAGGGAGACUUAUGUAAUGCACCAUAACAAAGAGCAUGACAUCCUGUACCUGUGCCAUAACUUCUUCCUUAGAAGCAAGUCAAAGAUCCUGCUCACACUCAAGGUGAAAAGGAUAUAUAAGGCUCAUGAACCAAGGGAUUAGGAGGCACCUUAAAAGUCUGCCCACCACAGAACUAUAUCCAUAUUGAUGUUCCCUAAAAUACUGAUGAGAAUUUUAAGGUACAGAUGGUCUCUGACUUACUAUCGUUCAACCAAGGAUUUUUUAAACUUCAUGAUGGUAUGAAAACAAUACACAUUCAAUAGAAACUAUUCUUUAAAUUUUUAAUUUUGAUCUUUUCCUGGCCUAUCAAUAUGCAGUAUGAUACUUUCUUGAAAUGCUAAAUAGCAGCCAUAACCCACAACUCACAAUCAACCACACGAUCAUAAUAGGAAACAACUGGUAAUCUAUACUGUGUUACUAAGCUAGGAUGUUGGGUAGAUUUGGUGUAGUCAGUGCAUUUUCAAUUUGUGGUAUUUUUAACUUGCAGUGAGUUUAUUGGGGCAUAACCUCAUCCUAAGUCAAGGAGCAUCUGUAUAAUAAUAUAUGAAGAUCCACCUUUGAGAAUGAUGUACAUACUUUUGUCCCCAAAGGCCUGUGAAUGUUGGGGAAGAAUUCAAAACAGAAAUGAUGGGCUUUAUUUAAUGCACAGGCAAGUAUAGGCAUCAAGGAAUCACUGUAGCUUCAAUAAGUGAACAUCUUAUAUGCUAAAAGAAUUCAUCACUUUGGUAGUUGGAAUUUUACAGGUUUAUUAAGAAUGAACUACAUAUACUGCACACUGCUCUCUGUUCUGAAGAGAAACAAAAUUGUUGCACCUAAUUAUAGUAAUGCAUAUCUACUUUCUCUUACUGAUUUUUAAAUUUUACCUGAUUAUUUGUUAACAAAAUUAAAUGUUUGAAUUAAACUAAGAAAAUAUUUUUAAAAGAAGUUGAAUGAAAUUUGAAUUAUGAAAUUAUAUUAUUUUCCCCUUAAAUAUUAAAAAUGUGCAGAUGUGUA